AUGGAGGAGGAUAUAGUGGGGUACUCGAGGGGCAGGAACCUCUUCACUGCUCUUGCUUCAGUGUGUUCCCACUUCAACUCUGCCUUCAUCGUGAACACAGCCCAGGAGAAAGCCCGCUGCGUUGACCCUUUGGAGGAGAACGACGCAGACGAUGAGGGGGACAUUUGGUACAACCCCAUCCCAGAGGACGAGGAGCCGGAGCAGACCCACAGCGGCAGACCCUCCAUCAGGCUGCACCCUCCCCGACAGAGAGCCAGAGUGGGGGCAGACGCACGCACCCCUGACUCUGCCGAAGCCCCCACAGAAAACCCCAGCAUGGCAGAGGUCGCUGUACAUUCCUCCGAAUCCGUACAUGUGCACAGGCAAAUUCUGGCGUGCAAAAACCAGGACGACGGAGGCCCCUCUCUCAGCAAAACCACAAUUGGUCCAGAAGUCCCCAGCAUCUCCAUUGGUUUCUCCCCUCCGUCAAGCCCCAACCCCACCAAGAAGAGCAGCUCCAUCAACUGGUCUUUCCCCGACAAGAUCAAGUCCCCUCGCACUGUCAGGAAGAUCUCCAUGAAGAUGAAGAAGCUCCCUGAACUGAGCCGAAAGCUCAGUCCUCCACGGUUGUCCGCUCCUGGGGGUGGACAGGCCAGUCGAAAUGUCAUCUCCCGCUACCAUCUAGAUAGCAGUGUAUCAACUCAAAAUAGUUUUAGCAAGAAGAAAAGCAGCGGCACUUCCAAGUCGAGCAGUAAAGGCGGGGUCACACGAACGCACCAACUGGCAGUCAAGCUGGAGCCACGGGGCUUGAUCUACGUGAAGCUGAGUCUGAUGGAGCAGUGGCAGAACUCGCUGGACGGUCCGGACGGGAGCAGGGAGCCGGUGGUGUUCGGGCUGGAUGCGUGGCGUGUGGUGGAGCGAGAGAACACAGGACUCAUGGUGCCGCUACUCAUCAGCAAGUGCAUCAAUGAGAUUGAGAAGAGAGGAUGCCAGGUGGUGGGCCUGUACCGGCUGUGUGGCUCUGCAGCUGUGAAGAAGGAGCUCCGGGAAGCCUUCGAGCGGGACAGCCAUGGAGUGGAGCUUUGUGAGAACAUCUAUCCUGACAUCAAUGUUAUCACAGGUGUGUUGAAGGACUACCUGCGGGAGUUGCCCUUCCCUCUGAUCAAUAAGCAGCUGUAUGAAGCCGUUCUUGAGUCCAUGGCGCUGAGACCCCUGAGGAUGGGAGCCUCGGGCUGUGAGAACGAGAGCACUGACUCUGACCACACUGUGGCUCUGCUGGACAUCCUGCCAGACGUUGAGAAGGUGACUCUCCACAAGCUGCUGAACCACCUGAAGUUGGUGGCGUCGUAUCAGGAGGUGAACAAAAUGACAUGUCAGAACUUGGCUGUGUGCUUUGGGCCCGUGCUGCUGAGUCAGCGGCAGGAGGCCUCGUGUCACUCCAACCGGGUCUUCAUCGACUCGGAGGAGCUCGCCAGCGCUCUGCACUUCAAGAAGCACAUCGAGGUCCUGCACUACCUGCUGCAGCUCUGGCCAGUUGUGGACCCUCAAGCCCAGCCGGCACAGCUCUCUGCAGAUACUGUGAUCCCCACCUCCCUGGACCUGCUCUCUGCUCCUCCAAUCAGGCGGAGGAAAGAGCGCCCCCAGGUGUUGAACUUGUCAGAAGCAGAGAUGGCAGGUGUGCUGAGGCCCAAACCAGGCCGACUGGAUAGUCCCAGUAACCGUUACGCUGGCGACUGGAGCGGUUGUGGGGAGAACUAUUUCCCGAUGGAGAUGCUGCCUCCUGCGUGUCGAGAGGAGGCGGACUACGAUGACGUGGCCUCCGAGGACAACGACGGCCCAGCAGAGGAGAAGAGAGAGGACGUCAGCACAACAGGGUCCGAUCAGAGUUCUGAGUGUGUGGAGCAAGAGCAGGCCCCCAGUGUGGAGCCAGAGGAGGUGGAGGAAGAGGAGCAGACUCAGGUUGUGGCAGAGACAAUAAAGCCGCCCCCAGAGCUGCAGCAGGAGCGCCUGUGUGAACACAUCCUGCCCCCGCGACACAUACAGCACAAAGAACACACGUACCAGGCCUACAUGAAGAUCCAGGACAUCAGCCCAGUGCUGAGCAACAGGGUCAACCUGAGGGACCUGCAGGAGAGCAUCGACACGCUCAUAGGAAACCUGGAGCGAGAACUCAACAAGAACAAGCUCAAUGUGGGAUACUGA
Knipowitschia caucasica is the source of this 2181-nucleotide messenger RNA. The record is from the annotation of a GenBank genome assembly. Lineage: Eukaryota; Metazoa; Chordata; Actinopteri; Gobiiformes; Gobiidae.